AUGUCAACGUCUGCGAAUGCUUUGUUCAAAAGUCAGUUAGAGAAAGCAGAACUUCAUUCAGUAACAAGCUGGCAUCGUGAGCUGGAAAUCGCGAAAGCAUUGAAGAUGGCUCAUGAUGAUGAGAAUAAACACGACGAGGCAAUCGCGUUGGAAAAGCUUGGCGAUGUUUACAACGCUCGUGCAUUACUCGAAGACAACUCAGACACACCGUUUGUUCGCUUGGACCAGUUCGUUCUUGCCACUGCGCUUUACAAUUCCAGCUUGAUUCGCAGCAACGAUUCCACGAAGAAAAACGAGUUAGAAGCAAAGUUACGUCGAAUUGAAGAAAACAUACUUUCUCACUGUGGUCAGGCCAUAAACGCGAGCGAAUUUCGACACGAUAUCGAUAGAAACCGCAAGAGCAAACUGGAGGAAUUCCGAGAGCAAUGCAGCGAGAAACUGAAGUCUGUUCAGAGUAAGUAUAGCGUGUUCACUUCUCCACUACACGACAGAGAUGCCGAGAGCGAAGCCAGACGAGCAAAAGCAAUACGAGAGAUUUUCACUGAAAUCCGAGAGUUUAUGAAAGACGCCGUGGCCCUACUGUUGGACGAAUGUAUACAAGUACUCGGACAGCCUCCUCAGGACGUCAACUAUGCUUUUAUCGGUUUUGGAUCGUUUGCGAGAAGAGAAGCAACACCGUUCAGUGAUUUGGAAUCAGCUUUAUUGAUCGAAGACGGCAAAAAUGACGCGUCUGUCAAAGAGUACUUUAUGAAAUUAAUGGAAUACUUCAAUUACAAGGUAUUGAAUUUACAGGAAACAAUUUUGCCUUCGAUGUGUAUUCCUUCCUUGAACGAUGCAAAUAAUUUAACAAAUUCUCUGCAAAGAUACGCGUGUUCAAGUCAGGAAUGUGGAGGUGACGCAACAGAAUGGCCAUUUCUUGGAAAAGGAUUUUACGAUGACGAAAUGUGUGGUUUUUCUGUGGACGGUCGAAUGAGCAAGGCUUGCAAAACCCCUCUGGGUCGUCUGGUACUAGGAAGAGGAGAAAAUAAAGAUCUUAUAAAAACACCAACAGAACUGGCCGAACUUUAUGUUUCUGCGUUGAAAUUUGAUGGUUCUCGAGUAGAGAAUAAUUGUGAUUUAUCAACUGUUCUGAGUAAUGUUUCCUUUCUUUAUGGCAACGAUCCAGAACUAGUCGACACCUACGAUGCCCUUGUUCUUUCUAUGACAGGGAUCUCCCAAGAUGCUUCGAAUUUUAACCUUCGUCAGUCAUCUGCCAUCGUCUGUCUUCAAAAUGCUCUCGACCAAUUCCAGUUCUCGUUUACGUCGCGAGAUAUCGGGCUGAUUUCGUCAAUCAAGAAGAAACUAUACCGUGCUGUUGGGAUGCUGAUAACUAACAUUGGUAAAUUUCAAUAUUCUAGUGUGAUUGACAACUCUCCGUGGAGCAUCUUAGAUCGCCUGCUUGAAGAUGGUAUCAUUUCCGCCGACACUCACCGCAAUUUGUUUGUCGUUGUUAGUAUUGUCAACGAAGUUCGGUUAAUGGCUUACUUACGAUGUGGUCGACAAGACGAGAUCUUUUCCUUCUUCGAUCAAUCUACUGACAUUGAUUUCGAACUGGUUAGAGACUUGUGUGUUCGAUUCUUCUAUACAGUAUUUCCAUUCCAGAAAAGUGUGAAGAAAAUUCUGCUCAAGCUUCAAGCACACGAGAGCGCUACCAUUCAGUUCGUGUCAAGUGAAACGUUUUACGAGUAUUCCCACUUCAAUUCCGCUGUCGCUCUUUCCUUCACGUCGUACCGAAACGUCGAAGUUAUGAUCGACAAAUUUAAGCAAACUUAUGAAAGUGCUAAAGAUGAAGAUUUAAAGCGACUAUGCCUGGCAUAUUUGUCCUGCAUCCAACCUGAUUACACUGCACAAUAUUGCGAGAAAAUUUUGACCUCCAUGGGAGAUGGUAACAACAGCGAGUGGAAAAUCUUAACAUAUUUGAUCGCUGCCAUGGCGUCUUUAAAUCAAGAUAAUGUCACAAACAUUGAAACAUUCUUGAAUGCCGCCCGCGAAGCUAGCGAAUCGGACACUGUCACUCCCAAUUCUACAAUGGAAUUAACUGUGCGUGCGUACAAUAUGCUAAUUUCAGGAUUUCUGAAAUUUCGUCAGGAAAGCUACAAUGAAGCUUUGCAUGAAUUUAAUUAUGCCCGAAUGUUGUACGAGAGAGUCAUGAAGUCGAAGGAAAGUGUAGUCAGUCUCUUUGAAUGCGGAGCUUUGUUUAUGUCAGGAAGCUGUCACAUGAUGCAGGGGGAAUACAAAGACCCCAAUGUCGAACUUGCCAUGCGCAACAUGAGGCACUACACAGGAAAUGGUGAUUACAUGCGCAUACUCUACCAUGCAUACAUGUUAUGCCAGGAAGGUGCUGAGAACCAGGAAGGAUUGAUCAAACAUAUGGAGAAACUUUUGGAACUGUUUCUACGCUUCCGAUGCCCCACAGGACAAGAACUUUGGGCUUCUAUUAUGGCUCAAGGUAUUAUCUUAGCUGCUUUGUUUCUUGGUCUUCUCUACCGCAAUACGGAACGCGUCGAUGAUGCCCUUCGUAUAUUCCGCCUGGCUUCUUCUCAUUUGAUCACGAAAGCGUUGGAACUAUGCGGGGACAAGUGUCACGUAGGAAAGAUUAAAGCAGAGAAAGCUCGAAUGUUUAUCGACGCUUUUCGAGCGAUCUUCAAGUUCUCUGAAGCGGAGUGUUUACACUUGAAAGAUUGCAAAGAUGAAAUGUGGGUUUGUAUAGAUGAUGCUCUUGGUAAAUUGGCUAACUAUCGUGGAAAAUUUGAGCGAAUAGAGGAACGAGAUGUAUUUACUGAUGUUGUUUCUCGUGGAGGAUUUCAACUUCGCGCGAGUGGCUUUUUUUCGGUGUAUAGUUCCAAUGAAAAUCGUCAGUAUGCAGCCCCACAUUUUGCCGACGCUGUGACGAUGCCGCUUCUUCUUGAAGGCUGGUGUGAUACGCUCACUCGAGGAAUGCAGUUCAUUUUAUACACGACAGAACGAGAUGUCGCCGAGCAAAUACUUCACCAUGGAACCCCAAUUAUAUCUAUGAUGUUCCCGAAUCUUCUCCCGCUGUUUCAAGCGAAUCCAUGUAACGUGUUACGACCUUGGGUUCCAAUCAUUCGCCCUGUUGUCGAAGAAAUGAUCAGCGAGAUUUUUUCCAGCGUUAAUUCGCAAAGAACGGCUGUGUUGGAACAGGUCGAGACCAAUGUUGCUACGUGUCAGCAGUAUGCUGUAGAAUUCCUUAGCUUAUGGAAAAAUCUAUUUUUCUUCGCUCUUCGAUUUUCAUUGUGCAACGACUUGCUCGAUUCUUUUGGAUUUUUGAAAGAAUAA
Paramuricea clavata is the source of this 3336-nucleotide messenger RNA. The record is from the annotation of a GenBank genome assembly. NCBI's taxonomy places the organism in Eukaryota, Metazoa, Cnidaria, Anthozoa, Malacalcyonacea, Plexauridae.